AUGGAGCCAACUCCCUCAAGGACCACACUGCACUGUGACUUCUACCAGCCAGACCUGCUCAAUCAACAGCGGGAGGAGGCGGUGAAGGAGGCCCUAGGCCACCACCUGGAGGUGGCACCUCGGCGAGGCCUCGUCCUUCACUGUGCAGAUGCGAAGCUUUCAAGGACACGUCUACACCGGCCCGGCGGGGGUGCGUUCCUCCGCAGCCCGGCCCGGGGAUCCUCGCCCACUCCCGCCCCGCCCCCACACUGCGGCGCCGCCGCCACCGCCACCCGGCUCCCACGGCCCGCAGCGGGGGCAGGGAGGAGCCGGGCGCGACGCCCCCCCUCCACGCCGUUCCGCCUGGCCUCCGCGGGAGCGUGCGCCCCCCGAGCGGGCACGCUCCCCACGCGCGCGCCCCUCCCAGGCCCGCCGGCGCCCCGCACCCCCAAGCCACAGGUGGCCGCGGGAAGAUCGCGACGCCGCGCUCCCCGGCGCGGGCCCCGGUCGCCCCUGGGCCCUGCCGGGGGCCUCCGGGGUCCCCCCCCGCCGCGCGGAGCCUCCAGGCCCGGGGGAGGGGCGGGGCGGGGCGCGGGGCCCGGGUCGUGCCAGGCUGCCAUUUUCUGCCGUGGCCACGGCGCUCCCCGGCCGCCCGCGCCCCCUCCCCCUCUCCCCCUCCCCUCCCGCCGCCCGAUUCUCGGUCCGGUCCGCACCCCGCAGCGCACGGCCGCAGGCCCCGGCCGGGCCCCCGGGCGGGGGCAGAGUCCGGAAGGCGGAGGCGGCGGGGCCCUGCGGCAGCGCGCGUCGGGCGGCGCGCAGGCCGGCGGAGGCCCCCCGCGGCAUUCCCCGCGCGCCGAGUUGCGGGGUCCGAGCCGCGCUCCCCACCGCCUUGCUGCGCCCUCCCGCCCGCCCGCCCUCCCAGCUCCGGGGCCUCAGGCCGUGCUGGUUACCGUGUGGCCCGGCGGGUCGGGCGGCCCGGCUCGCCCUGCUGCCGCGGCGCCGCGUCCCGGCUCGUCCUCUGCUCGCGCCGCCGCCCGCGCCGCCUCCCGGCCCGCCCGCUGCCUGCCGCGCUCCCUCCCUCCGUCGCUGUCGCGCUCCCUCUCUCCGCCUCCUCCGCCGGGUCCCCCCCGCCCGCCUCUUCUCUCCGCCUUCCUCCUUCCCUCCCUCCGGCCGCCCGCCGCCCAGGCCUCCGCCCGCCGCUCGCCCCCCGUGGCCGCGCUGGCUCCGGCCCCGGCGCUGCGGAGCCGCCCGGGAGGCAACACCGGGGGCCCCGGGGCGCCGCGGCGGGAGCGACCCGAGCCGCGGGCGGUCCUAGCGCCCCCGGCGGGAGGAGCGGGUUCGGGACCCCGCCGCGCCCCGGCUGCAGCGCUCCGGGCCGGGCACCUUGCCGGAGCUGCGAUCCCGGCCGCCCCAUGCCCCUCAGGUGGUCCCCCGGCCGCAACCUCCCCACCUUGCGGCGCCCCUCUACCUGGCGCGGCUUCUGCGCUGGGUCCCCGCAUCCAGCACUGGUCGCAGGGACAGCUGCCCCUCCUCUCCCGGGCCGGUGUCAAGUGCCUCCCCCCGCUGCCGCCCGCGGAGCCCCCGGCGGCCUUCGCCCUGCAGUUCUCCCGACCUCCACCAGAGCCCACUGCGCUCUCUCUGCGCGCCUCAGCACUGGGGCUGGGGACAGCAGCGCCUGCCCAGCCGCGUCGCCACCCUCAGCCAGGUGCCGCGGUGGCCAGACGGCUGCACACGGCCAAGGUCGGAGCGCCUGGCGCCUCGAGGCCAUCCUAG
Mus pahari (shrew mouse) is the source of this 1752-nucleotide messenger RNA. RefSeq names its product basic proline-rich protein-like. Lineage: Eukaryota; Metazoa; Chordata; Mammalia; Rodentia; Muridae. The record is from RefSeq and is a predicted model, not a curated record. Bases 1 to 1752 code for a protein of 583 amino acids. The transcript has 4 exons.